Molecule: messenger RNA, 1141 nt
Organism: Lasiosphaeria miniovina
Lineage: Eukaryota; Fungi; Ascomycota; Sordariomycetes; Sordariales; Lasiosphaeriaceae
Exons: 2
Coding region: 262-951 (229 amino acids)
Source: RefSeq, a predicted model, not a curated record
CGGUUUUAGAGGGCUUGGCGCCCGAGCUCUCCCAACCCCAAUCCCAAAAUCAAUCCACAAUCCAAUUCCCUCCUGCGGCUGCCGCUGCCAGUCUCCAACUGACCAGAAACAUGCCACUGCACUGGCCAAACAUGCCAGACCAAGCAGGAGUCGGCCGCUGAUCUGCAGACGAGGAAGCUCAUUUCGCUCCCGCGGGGGUCUGUCAAUCCGUGCGCUCUGCUCGUCUUGCCAGAUUCCCCCUGACGAGCAUGCCACGCUGGCAUGGGAAUGUUGCGAUUCCCAUGCGAGCCCCAAGAUUCAGGCUGCCCAUUGCCUGGAGGAGCUUGCCUGCAUCUCACGAGGGCAGGGGCGUGUCACACCACUGGAGCGACCCGCGGGACGGGGAGACGAGCAGGAUCUGAUCUGUUGCCUGUUGUUCCAUCCAGAGAUGAAUGCCCGAUCGCAGAGUCAAAUCCCGAUUGCGUCCACCCAUUGCGUCCACCAUUGCGUCCAUCCCAUUGCGUCCUCCCCAUUGCGUCUAUCCCCAUUGCGUCCAUCCCCAUUGCGUCCAUCCCCAUUCCCAUCUCCAUCCCAUCGCAUUUCCACAUCAGCGGGAUAGGUACCGCACACACAGAGAGAGAAAGAUCCCAUGCAAUCCCUCCCCAGCGGGCUCCUUGCCCCGCAGCGGUCUUUGCAUCGGGUGGGCCGCCAAAACACGCCCCCAAGAGCCGUCUCUGGCGCGACGUGUUUCCGCCGCUUUCGCAGGCCCCGACUCGGCGGCCACCCAGCCAGUGCCUGGCACAAAGCUUAUUCUCGCUGCGUCACUGUGUUACUGUGUGGACUCUGCGCAGAUCCGAACCAACGAACCAGACAGAGACUACCUGUGGCCGGACAGAAAAGCCGCGCGCUUGCGAUUCGGUCCUACUCGUGUAUAUACAUAGUAAUGGGGCCGGAUCAGCCAGCAGCCGGUAGCUGCAGUUGCGGCUGUUGGCAGUCGAAGGCGAUUGUUUGCUAAAAUGGAGGGAGGAUGAAGGCAGACAGAGAGUGGGCACCGCCCCAAAACAAACCCGUGGAACUCCUGGGCUCGGUCUGAUCACGAGCAAUGCGCUCUGUCCCCGGCUGAGAGCGAGUACGCUGCGCGACUGCCACUGCGCGACUGCGC